GAUCGUGUGUCCCGUCCAAACCUGCUACUGCUUUAGUUGGGAUCAGGUGAUAGGUUUGAGUGGAGGUUUUUUGAUUGUUUCGGUUGUAAAAUGGCCAAUUCGGUUGGUCAAGUUGGUGUUAUUUUGUUGUUGAUCGUUUCGUUGGUCCUUGCUGGUGAUUUCCACUUUCCCGACAAGGCUCAGCUAGAGUUGAGCGAUGUGUUGAACAAGAAUUGUGGCGAUACGGUCUUCAUGGAUCGUGUUCGGCCUCCGGAGUCACGGCUACAGGAAACCCCCUGGCUGGCACUGUUUUACUACCCGGAAGAUGCGGUCCACUUUUGCCAUGGAACGCUAAUCACGACGAGCCACGUCCUGACGACGGCCGUUUGCGCUAGCAAUAUGGUGCCAAACGAAUCCGAGGUCAGUCUGGGCGAGUACGAUUUGGGAACCGACCAGGAUUGCGAGGAAACAAAGUGUUCCGAUGCAACAGUGCGGAGGCGUGUUCAGCAGGUGUUUUCCCACCAGGGUUACAAUCAGGAUAGCUUCGAGAAUGACAUUGCCAUUGUGCAGCUGGACCAGGAGGUGGCGCUAAGUGAUUCAAUUAAACCAAUCUGUCUCCCGUUGCUCAAGUUCGAUGUGGGCAAGGUCAACCUGCCGUUCGUGUACAACACAUUGUGGACGAGCAAACCGCGGCCCCAGCAGUACUGGAUGCGGUACGUCGAACUGGCAGCUUGCCGGGCCCAGAUCGGACACAAGAUCGACCUGAACGAGGGCCAAAUCUGCGCCGGAAGUUACACCAACCAGAUCAUCGAGAUGGUCGGCGGUGCCGGGUCCGCUCUGGAAGUCGAGUACCACGACCGGUUCUACCAGGUGGCCAUGCUGUCGAUUGGACUGCUGGACGCCGAACCGGGCACUCCGUACGUGUACGUCGACAUCCCGCGGUACAUCAAGUGGAUCCACGACACGGUCAAGAACAGCACCGAGGCUGAGAAUUGAGAAUUUUAACUUUUUUUUUCUUUGACAUUUCAAUAAAGAACUCCGCUGAAAACGGUAAAA
Culex quinquefasciatus (southern house mosquito) is the source of this 1035-nucleotide messenger RNA. RefSeq names its product CLIP domain-containing serine protease 14D. Gene Ontology annotation, biological process: proteolysis. The record is from RefSeq and is a predicted model, not a curated record. The transcript is spliced from 4 exons. Bases 91 to 975 code for a protein of 294 amino acids. Gene Ontology annotation, molecular function: serine-type endopeptidase activity. NCBI's taxonomy places the organism in Eukaryota, Metazoa, Arthropoda, Insecta, Diptera, Culicidae.